UAUUAUAUUGAAACAACAGGCGCACAAAAGCACCUGCAACGCACCUCAUGCAUACUUGAAAAAAUCCAAUGAUUUUAUAGAUCUUGAGAAUUUCCUGCACCAUAUCAACGGAUCAUCUCCUAACCUUUGUGAGUCUCAAUGUUUACUUGUUUGGUUCAUAUCGAAAAUUCUGUCGUAUUAUUUGCUAACUUUAUUCUAAGCAAGGGGGCGUUCUGCCUGAAUAAACACUGUAAACCACGAGCCAGACAGGUACUGGCUACAUCUAUUAACUUAGCUGCAACUUCCUUAAUAGCUGACGUCAGACCACAGGACCAGCGUGUGCCCCUGCGUGUGUGUUGUUGUGGGAGGGGACGCAGAGUACCCAGUGCGCAUGAUUCUUCAGUUGGAGCCGCAGCAGCGGAGCUGUGGUCAAAGAAAUCGAAACAGCACGAGACAUGGCUAGAGAUGGAGGGAUACAACCAGACUGCGACCACAGCUGCUGAUGCUCCAGUAAGAGAAGGGGGGGCUUAAAUUUAUAUUAAUAAGGAUUAAAAAUAAAUAAAAUAAACAUUUAAAAGCCACUUAAAAGAAAGAAAAAAAACGUUAAAAUAAUGAAAUAAAAACAGAAAUCAAAUUUUUAAAAAGAAAAGAAAAACGGAACACGAGAAAUUUUGCUUGUUAAAUUUGAAGACUUUUUUGGACUUUUCCCAGACAGAUCAGAUAGAUGUUUUGUUCACAAGAUUGCACGUAUAAUGAAUGCUCAGCUGUCGAUGGAGAAUAUUGGCGAUCUACACGGAGUGAGCCAUGAGCAGGUGCCCACCACGGCUGACCUGAUGAGCAGCAGCAGCCCUCAUCACAGGAGCACGGUGACCCAUCGCAGCAACCACUUGUCAGCCCACGCGCGUUCUAUGGGCAUGGCAUCAAUCCUAGACAGCGGCGACUAUCAUCAACAUCGACCACCGGACCACGGUCUGGCCGGUCACCUACACCCGGCUAUGUCCAUGGCUUGCGAGGCUCCUCCAGGCAUGAGCAUGAGUAGCACGUACACUACGCUGACCCCCCUGCAGCCGUUACCUCCUAUCUCGACAGUCUCGGACAAGUUUCCCCAUCACCAUCACCACCAUCACCACCAUCAUCACCCCCACCAGCGGAUCCCUGGCAACGUGAGCGGCAGCUUCACUCUCAUGAGGGACGAAAGAGGUCUGGCGCCUAUGAACAAUCUCUAUGCUCCAUACCACAAGGAUGUUACCGGUAUGGGGCAAAGCCUGUCCCCAUUGUCAGGAUCCGGGCUUGGUGGUAUACACAACUCCCAGCAGGGGCUGCCGCCUUACGCACACCCGGGUGCCGCUAUGCCGACAGAGAAAAUGCUGACGCCCAAUGGAUUUGAAGCCCACCAUCCUGCCAUGCUGGCCAGGCAUGGGGAUCAACAUAUGACCGCGUCCUCUGCGAGUAUGGUCCAGAUUAACGGGAUUCACCAUCACCCUCAUGCCCACUUGAACACCCAGGGCCACGGCCAAGUACUAGGCUCACCCCGAGAACAAAAUCCAUCUUCAAUGCCGGGAUCGCAGGUCAACAACGGAGGCAAUUCAGGGCAAAUGGAAGAAGUCAAUACCAAAGAAGUAGCCCAGAGGAUCACCACUGAGCUUAAAAGGUACAGCAUCCCCCAGGCCAUUUUUGCCCAGAGGGUGCUGUGCCGAUCGCAAGGGACCCUAUCUGAUCUGUUAAGGAACCCCAAACCUUGGAGCAAGCUGAAGUCCGGUCGUGAGACUUUCCGUAGAAUGUGGAAAUGGCUGCAGGAGCCUGAAUUCCAGAGGAUGUCUGCUCUCCGGCUCGCAGCAUGUAAGAGGAAGGAACAAGAGCACGGCAAAGGAGAGAGAGGGAGCAUCUCCAAGAAGCCACGGCUGGUCUUCACAGAUGUCCAGCGCCGGACUCUGCACGCAAUAUUCAAGGAGAACAAGCGCCCAUCCAAAGAAUUGCAGCUCACCAUCUCACAGCAGCUGGGUCUGGAGCUCACCACCGUCAGCAACUUCUUCAUGAAUGCACGGAGGCGGAGCCUGGACAAGUGGCUGGACGACGGGAGCUCAAACUCGGCCAACUCCUCAUCCUCAUCAAGCACUUGUACCAAAGCAUGAAGGAAUAAUGGCCGCUUACUGAAACCUCGGUGGAAAAGCUUUAAAAAUAGAGAAAUACAAAGAAACCUAACAAAGACAAGGACCUCUAGACAGCAGUUUUAUCCUUAAAAAAAACCUGUUUGAGAGAAAAAUGACGACACUAAUAUUUAUAGUAUACAAAGAAAAACCAAAGACUUCUUUCACCUUCAUUAAAGACUUUGUUCUGCAACACAUUUAAGUCAGACAUUUUGCAAAAAAAAGACGAAAAAAGAAAAAAGUUACAAAAACUCCUGAUUCACUGGUUGUACACCUUUAGCUCUCAACCUUCUUCACCCCCCCCCACCCCACCUUCACCCCCACCACCCUUGUCAUUGUUACUCAGCGUGAUUGGAGGUUUACAGCAUAGUAGAUUUUUGUCCCUGAAUGGAUGUUAUAUCAACUUGUGAGCCAUUAUGUUUAUGUUACUAAUCCAUAAAAGGUGUAUGAUGUUGAGAGGAGAAAAACACUGUGCACAGAACAGUGGGAGGAGGUCCUGUAGGACAGUCCUACGGAAGGAUUGUGCAGAGGCAUGACUGGAAUGUAGUGGAGUCAUUUGGGUUCUCCCUGACUAUUUACAUUUCCUGUCUGUUGAGCACUCAGAUAAGCUGGGAGAAUCCCAGUUUUGAGGGUUGAAUCUUGCCGAAUAUUGUCUUGAAUGUCACCGACAUGGUAGUGCUUUCUUCCUAAUUGUUGGAGAAAUAUCCAAGAAAACCAAAAAGAAAACCUAAAACCAAAAAGAGGCACUCCCACUCCCCACCCCACCCCAUACACAUUUAACAUCUUUUAUCACACCAAAUAAUAUAGCAUACCAAAGAAAAAAUAAGAUAUAUUUAUAGAAGAUCCUAAGUAACAUUUUUUUUAACUUUUUUUUACUUUCCUUUUUCAAUAUAUAAAAUUUCAUGUGACAACAGAUUUUUCGUCAACCUGAAUAAUUUCACAAAGCUUUAUGUUCUCGUUCCCCAAGAUGUUAGAAAGCUACUAAAAUUACAACAAACCGAAGUAUGUAGUCUCGAUUUAACAUCAACUUCAGAUGAUGCCUCAGGUAUUUUAAAGGCCCCCUGCAAGUAUAAUUUUAUAUUUCUCAGAUUAAUGGGAAUGCAAAUAUAGGUUUAUACAUUUCCAUAUUUUAGGUUUAUUACUAAAAUAUGGAAAUGCCUAUCUAGAUUCAGCAUCAAAAACAAAUCUGGAGAAUUAGGUCCAAUGAGCAUGCUUUAAAGUUGUAAAUCUGCAGCUGUUUUAGAGUGCACUUAUCAUGCACACUUCAUAUUGAAAUCACUGGGACAACGCAGGUAAUGCCAGAAGAUGAUAGUUAAAUACAUUUUCUAGCAAGAUUAUUUGUCAUUCAAUAGCUAAUAGCCAAAUAGCACAAACUUGCUAUAUUUCUGAAAGGCCCAAACUGACAUCAGAAUAGUUAUAAUUGCUUAUAAAAUCUAACAAGCAUAUUUGUGGAGACAAUUGCUUGUUUCAUUACAUAUUUGUUCAGCUCAUUCAAUGGUAUUAUUGCAAGGGGAAUAAAUAACUUAAUAUGGUGCUUAUCAGUAAGCAGAAACUGUUUAAAACUCCAGUUUUUCCACUUCAUAUGUUAGGCUUCUAAGGGUUUGAUCUACUAUGGUGAUUAUAUUGACAAGACUGGCCUAAGGCUCUGUGAAGGAACUGCUAAUUUGACACACCUAUCAGCUGUCAAUCAAUGUCCGCAAAUUAAUAAUAUGAGGAAGUAGCUUAUUCCACCCUUGUUCUUUUUCAGAUAAGUUGUGCUUUUACAUUACAUGUGGGUUUUAUUGCAACAAAGCAACACACUGCAUUGAUCAGAUUGUUGUUACGCACACUUAAAGUAUUAAUUCACAACAUGGGGCCUGUACCUGUUAAUAUGGCCAAUUCCUUUUGAUAUAUUUAUCAAUAUUUUUGUAUUUUGACAAGCAAAUGUUUUUUCAGUAACCAAAGGAAUUAAAAUACCACCAGAAAGAAUAAGUCAAUUUUCUGCCCCUUCUGUGGGGACCUAUAAGCCUUUUAUAUUACUGCAGUUUUUCAUAUGUCGUUGUUGUAUUUCUUAUUCCUGUUAUUUAGGAUAUUUGAUGUUUUCAGGGAGAGCAACGGCACUAUGUUAACUUUAAAAAACUGUAGCAAAUGCUUUAAAAUGCCAGCUGCUAAGAACCAAAGAUUGAAUAUCAUUGACCAGCAUUUUGUGUGCAUUUUUGGCUUUGGAUUUUCCUUUUGGUUUUUCUCAAGUCAGGACCUAAAUACUGUUCUAUUGCAUGUCAGAGGUCUCUCAUAUUCAGGCCACAUUGUAGGCUAUUUCAUUGACAACUUAAAACUUUUAUUCAACAUACAUAACGAACACUUGAAAUGAUGUCUUUAAGAGACCAAACAACAUAUGUCAUGUACAUUGUUACAUUGCAUCCAAAGUUUAAGCUGUGUAGCAUGCCUUAUUCUUAGACUAGCAUAAGAACUGUUGAGCUGAUAAAGGCUGAAGCAUACAAUUGAAAUGCUUAGGGUUUCCUGGCAUUUCUACCUGCUUAGUGUGACUUCUCAGUCUCAACAGUCUUAACUAGACUAGAUACAUCCCCUUGCAACUUCUUGUGCCAUGGAAACAGUUACAGUGGCAACAUCCGACUAAGCAGAUCAGGGGUCGUGGUCAGAACAGUGUUGGUCCGCUCACCAGGCUCUCUGGAGCUCUCUGAACCCAAAGAUUUCUGAUUUAACUUGAUGUUGUAGUGUUUCAGAGCAUCACAUGACUCUGUCCCAUUUCCUCCCCCACCUCCCUGGCCCUGUACUUUGCGAGAUGACGGCGGUGUCUCUGUAGAUGCCGUAUUAGUGCCAUGUGGCUAAAAGGAUUGUUUUGUAAAUAUCCAAAUAUCAAAGUGCAUUCAAACGCCUACUGUCAAACUCAGUUCAGCAAGUCAGCAUUUGCAGGAGCUGUCCCAUUCACCUGCAACUCAAUCAAAAUGAAGACAAACACUACCUGAUUUGUAAUUCACAUUUUCCAUCAUUCACUAAAGCUGCCACUUGGGAGAGCGAAUGGAAACUAUGCAUUUCACAACUGGGAAGAAAGCACUACAGAGGCCUGCCCCAACAGGCCAGGUGCAUUCACUGCAGAGAGGCCUGCUGACGGAGUGGUAGUCCACAUUGUUGCCACAUUUCUAGCCUUGUGUUGUGGUAGCUUUAAAAUACAGACAUAUACACACAGACACACAUACAUGUGUGUGUCUGUGUGUGUGAGUAUGUGUUACAGACUGGUUUUACAACAACGGUGAACAGUUUGGAAACAGCUGCUUCCACACAUAAAAGGCGGAAAAAGGAAAAAAAUGUGUAAAGAUCUACUACUCUUGAUGGUGUGAACCAAAGACGCUACCUCACUAGAUUUCCAUUUGUGAUUUUAAUCACAUUGAUGAUACCAAAGAUUACCAAAGAUUUUUUGUCUUGCACGGCCUACAUAAAUGAUGUGGUGGAUAGCUGGUGUUGUCCCCCCCUCGGUCCCCAUCCCCCUGCCUGGCCUUUUCCCCUCCCCUCCUCUGCUCUGCCCCUUUUUUGCUCAGCGUAACCUUUCUUCAUUAGUAAUCUAAUAAGAGAAGCUAUAGGCAAAACAUGUUGCAAACCUUUGUUAGAAAAAAGAAAAAAAAAACUCACAGGACGAGUGCCUUGCUUGAACCAAAGUGUUAAACCGCUGUCGACCUCUUUGAUCUCACCUUUUACUCUUUGAAUACCUCAGCCUCUUGAGGGGCCACUAUUGAAGAAAAAGGAAUAAUUCUCUCACCGUGGUGCUUUUGCCAGUACAACCAUGCAAUGAAAACAUACCAAAGGAAUUUCUUUUUUUCCACUUUUUCACUGACAAAACCAAAGCUAAAUCCCUCCCCUCCCCGACCCUAGCUCUGUCCCACCCCUGAUCCACCCCCCCAAAACCCCCUUCCCAUGUCUGUCAUCUAUAGGAGUGUCCACCCUACAGGUCGUGCAUCUCUUGUACCAAUGUCUCUGAAUACCUCAUAGUAAUAAAUCUUUAGGGUUAUGUUGUAUAGAGAGUCUAUGUGAUUAAGGCAGAACUUAACUAGUUUGGUAAAUGUUAACGUUACUUUGAAAAAAGCUUUAUAAUUUAUGUUGAACGUUUCACAGAACGGCUCUGUUUUGGUCACAGACGUGUUUUAACGAUCACGAUGGAAGCUUAAAAGGGGGGAAGAAAAAAGACUUUUAUUUUUUUUAUUAAGAUAUUGCGUUCCAAUAUUACAAAGGUAGACUCUUUUUUACAGGGUAAAACCAACUGCUGUGAUAAUGAGUUUGAGUUUGUUUUUUUCUUUGUUCUGGUCUGUGUUGUUUUUCGAUUUAAUUUAAUUGCCUUUUGUAUUACUUAAUCACUACUUAAUUUAUGCAUUUGUAGAAAAUAUAGAUUUGUAUAUAGUAGGUUUUGAAAAAAACAAAAAAAUGUUUUAUGUUACAGCCUAAUUUUCUCAUGCUUAGAUAUGAUGGAGGAGUAGAAACUUUUUUAUUUUUUACUCUUCUUCACACGUAUCCUAGCAGGCAUGUCAAUUUGUGAUCUAAACACUGCCAGGUGCCAUUGAGUGCAAGGUUUCAAAAGGGGUUACUUUGCAAUUCAGGUGGCAAAAAAGCAGUGUACUGUAUGUGUUAUUUCAUUUUAUUUUUGGACUGUUUAAAAAUGGUUAUUUUAUGGGUAAUACUGCACAUCCAAAGAUUUAUAAAAACAAACCAAAAAGACAAAAAAGGAACAAAAAAACGUAAUGUUGAAAAGCACUGGCAUUUGUGAGGUAGAACUGUUGAGUUUUAAUUUGCCAUUCGCACGGGUAUAGAGCAUAGGGGACGUAGGAUUGCGUAGACAAGCUAACUGGACCAUCUGGGAUAUCCUGACAAAACGUACAAUCUGGAGCUGUUAAAACAAGGGCUGCAAGUCCUCACUUUGCUGUCUCAUGCACGGAGUGAGAUGGAGCCUAGGCUAGGCAGCGGGUCUGCCAGGAGCGGCGCCACAUUGCUGGGUAUGUUUUUUCAUUCGUGUGGCACGGCUGCCUAGCUCCAUCUAGUAUCUGUUACUUUGGUGCGUACUCAUGUAAUGACAAUGGGCAAAGUCUAAUAAAUCUACAAAGAAACUUACCGAGGAAUCAUUGUGUAUGUGUGUAGGAGGCUGCGCUGUGUAGCUGAAUUGCUUUUGGGUUUUUUUCAUUACCUGCCUCCGAGUGUGCAUGUGCUCGUCUGUGUGACGUGCGAGUGUGUCUGUCUGUCCCUGUGGGCUUGUGUGUGUGCACUGGUAGUAAGAAGCUGUUGUUUUAGAAUGGCUUUUGCUUUAGCUACCAGAGCAUUCAAUUGAAUCAACUGAGGAUUGGUCUUCACAACAGAAAGUACAGAAAUAUGCAGUGGCUCCAGGUGCUCAUGCUCUUAGUCUUUGUAUUUCUACAACAAAAUACAAUCAAAAAUAUUAUUCAAUUAGCAAUCUGAAUGGGUAUUUAUUUAUGAAUGUGGUGACUCAAUGGAAUGGUAUGUUGGAAGUCCCAUGUUAUCUCAACAGCCGACAGUGGUGGUUUUAUGUCUUAUCUAAGAGUAGUGCACUUUAAAGGAAAAUAUUAUUUUAAAAGCUCUGAAUAAACAAAACACUCCUGAUAUCAUUAUUAAGAACCCAUUAAUGCGAGCCUCUAUUCAAUGGUAUUCAAUGAUUAUGAGACUUGGAUCAGGGAUAGAGCUCCAAUAAAUUGUGUACAUUCUUGAGAAAGAAACAAGAAUUACAAUGAAGUGACAAUGAAAAGACAGUAAAAAAUGAGCCAUAAUAGCCUUUUUCAGGCAUUGGGCCAGUGGUAUUGCAAUUGUCUGGAAGAAUGUGUUUCUUUUUACUACUUAACAUGAAUCAAAUAUUUUUAAGUAUCUGGCCCUGGAUCUUGCAAUUCAAAAGCUAUUUACCAACAGUAAAUUCUUGUUCUAUCAAUGGCAGAUGAAGACCACAUUUUCAGUUUCUGAUAUACUACAGCUGUGUUUGUGUGUUUGUGUCUUUGACUGUAGCAUUAAGUUGACCAGUGCUUAAUUAAUAUUAUAAACCCCCAAUACGCAUAUUCCUCUUAAGAGCAUAACAUUGCUGCGGGUAAUAGGGAGUUCCCAUUUGGACGGUAGCUUGGCUACGGGUAACUUAACUGACAGCGCCAAAGACAAUCAUCUGGAAAACAAACAAAAUGGGUGCAUUUUGAUUCUGUUCUUAGAAGGAGUUCUUCUAGCAGUGGAAAAUAUAAAGAUGCUUGGAAAGUUUUGAUAAAUGAAAAAAAUAAUAAAAACUUGCUGACAUUUCUCAGAUUAGAUUCCAGUAGUCCCUGCAUUUGCAUUUCAAACUGAGUGACUCUUGUAUGAAACGUUUAUGGUUUACCAAUUUGAUUUUUUGCUGUCUCUUUCUCUCACUCUCUUUCUCUUUCUCUCUCACUCUCAUUUUCCAGCACUUCUUAUAUGUAUUUUUGUGUGUAGCGAAAGUCACAGGUAAUGCAAUAGGCGUUACUCCCAGGUUUGUAUUUAUUUUGUAAUGCCUCAUGUUUUCUUCCUGUAACCUUAAUUUAAAUGAUCUGAUUUGUUUCCAUUUCCUGCCAGCUUUGCUACUGUUCUCUCUAUGCCGUGCAAUAUCAUUCGCUGUGUUUGCUAAGCAAAAAAAAAAAAGUUCAAUAAAAAAAGGAAAAGUGAUGUCAUGCUUUUUUUCAGUGUUAAAAUGUUUCAGCAUUUCUGUAGUCACAAAAAAAUGUAGAAAAUAAAAUGUUGGGUUUUCCAGCACUUUAAAUCUAGGCUCGGUCUUGUCAUUGUAUGUCACUCCCAAUUAUUUGUCUUACAGGUACAGACUUAUUCAAAUGUUAUUUUAAGCCUGUUGGGCAGAGUAUAUAUGCUGUAAUUAUUUUAUGUUUUUAAUUUGGCAUGCCUAAUUCCAUCCUUAAAUUAGAACAUCCAAUUAGCUAAUUAAAGCUGUGUUCAUGCUGCAAUCCCUGCGGUCAGUAACGUAGACAUCCAUGGUUCUCUUCCAAAACAUGUGGUGUCACCGCCCUGCUUCAUUUCACACUGGAGCCUACAGACCAAGCUUGUAACGAACUGAGUAAGAUGGAAGAGGAAGAUACUUCCUCUGCAAAGCAGACCCCAGGCAACUGACCAACCAACAGAUUUCAUAUGAGAUACGGACCCCUGAGCCCUCCCAUCACGAAGGGGCCCAAUCACCAAUUUUGCGUUGCCCUGCAUUAAGUGACAACAGGCCUCGUCCAUGCACCAGAAUAGUGCUGUACCCAGCUGAGCCACCUUCUGUAUCAGUCUUCUUACAUACAUUACAAGAAGGCAAAUCUUCAUGAUUCAGCAUACAAUUGCAUCCUAACAGUUUGGGGAAGGCCCUUUCCUGUUUCAGCAUGACAAUGCCCCCAGGCACACAGUGAGGUCCAUACAGAAAUGUUUUUUUUUUUGAGAACGGUGUGGAUGAACUUGACUGGCCUGCACAAAGCCCCUGACCUCAACCCCAUCCAACAGCUUUGGGAUCAACAGGAAAGCCAACUAUGAGCCAGGCCUAAUCGCCCAAUCAGUGCUCGACCUCACUAAUGCUCUUCUGGAUGAAUAGAAGCAAAUCCCUGCAGCAAUGCUCAACAUCUAGUAUAAAGCCUUCCAAGAAGAGUGGAGGUUGUUAUAGCAGCAAAGGGUGGACAAACUCCAUAUUAAUAUUAGCCCAUAAUUUUGGAUAAGAUGUUGGAUGCCAGGUGUCCAUAUACUUUUGGCCAUGUAGUGUAUGUGCACAGAAGUGGCUGUUGAAAAUUACAAAAAAAUAGGGACCUGGGAUUUCACACAAAAAUGUUCCUAUAAAGGGAGCAAGGAUGCGUG
Molecule: messenger RNA, 9941 nt
Organism: Anguilla rostrata (American eel)
Lineage: Eukaryota; Metazoa; Chordata; Actinopteri; Anguilliformes; Anguillidae
Product: hepatocyte nuclear factor 6-like
Exons: 2
Coding region: 732-2111 (459 amino acids)
Biological process (GO): regulation of transcription by RNA polymerase II
Cellular component (GO): nucleus
Molecular function (GO): DNA-binding transcription factor activity, RNA polymerase II-specific; RNA polymerase II cis-regulatory region sequence-specific DNA binding
Source: RefSeq, a predicted model, not a curated record